Molecule: messenger RNA, 1009 nt
Organism: Sphaeramia orbicularis (orbiculate cardinalfish)
Lineage: Eukaryota; Metazoa; Chordata; Actinopteri; Kurtiformes; Apogonidae
Product: leucine-rich repeat-containing protein 3-like
Exons: 2
Coding region: 163-996 (277 amino acids)
Cellular component (GO): plasma membrane
Molecular function (GO): protein binding
Source: RefSeq, a predicted model, not a curated record
AGUACAUUCUGUAAAGAAAAAAAAAAAAAAUCAAUAUCAAAGCACUCUAUUAAACUAGUGAGCAAAUUUGGAGGAACUCCUCGGAGCUAAAGCCGUCGUUUGUGUGAUAAUGUAAUGGUGACCAAUGAAGCUGCAAAUCUGACCCUUUAGUGUCUGAGAACAAUGUGUGCUCUGUCUGACAGGAAAAGUGGGACGCUGCUGAAUAUGCAGGAUUUAGCCUGGCCCCGAACGGCCCUCCUCUCCGACGGCUUCGCUCUGCUCUGUGGGCUGCUCUGUGGAAUAUGUCUCGCCUCCUUCCCGGCGUCGGCCUGUCCCACCAGCUGUCACUGCAUAGAGAAGAGUGGUCUGACGGUGGUCCAGUGCAUGUCCCGAAACCUGGACCGGGUCCCACCAGACCUCCCGAGAGAUACCGUGGUUUUACUUUUGGCGUCCAACCACAUCACCCACGUCCCCAACCACGCCUUCAGAGAACUGCACUACCUUCAGGAGUUGGACCUGUCCAACAAUGACAUUGAAACGGUGGACAGCGGGGCGUUCCAGGGGGUUUCCGACAGCCUGCUUAUCCUGGACCUGUCCAACAACCACAUCCAAAGCGUCCCCAAGGAGGCGUUCGCCCACCUUCGAGCCAAAAUUAGCCUGUCGAACAACCCGUGGCAUUGUGAGUGUACGCUGCAAGAGGUCCUGAGAGAACUGCGUCUGGACCCCGAGACGGUGAACGAGGUGGUCUGCCACAGCGCCGUGCAGGAGGAGUACGCAGGAAAACCAGUCAUCCAGGUGCUGGACUCAGGGAUCAACUUCUGCAACUUCCACCAUAAGACCACCGACGUAGCCAUGUUCGUCACCAUGUUCGGAUGGUUCACUAUGGUGAUCGCAUACGUCAUUUACUACGUCAGACACAAUCAGGAGGACGCACGGAGGCACCUGGAGUACCUUAAGUCACUGCCCAGCAGCUCCCACACCAGCAAGGACCUGGACACCAUCAGCACCGUUCUGUAGCAGGGUCCACAUG